This is a messenger RNA of Durio zibethinus, 2338 nucleotides long. RefSeq names its product CBS domain-containing protein CBSX5-like. Lineage: Eukaryota; Viridiplantae; Streptophyta; Magnoliopsida; Malvales; Malvaceae. Gene Ontology annotation, cellular component: nucleus; cytoplasm. The record is from RefSeq and is a predicted model, not a curated record.
CAAGUUCUCCAUCUGUCUUCAAGAACACAAAAAAAAAAAAAAAAAAUCAGAAAAAUAUUUUUUCCUCCCCUUUUUCACUCACUCAAAUUUCCAUAGCUUUUGCAUGGCAGUGGGGUUAUUGUCGCAUGAGUUAUCUGACCUCUGUCUUGGUAAGCCAGCGCUGAGGUCACUGUCUAUAUCAUCCACCAUUGCUGAGGCCCUUGAGGUCUUGAAAACCUCUGAUGAUAACUUUGUUAGUGUCUGGAGUUGUGACCAUAAAUCUAAAACUAGUUUAGGGUUUGAAUCAGCUGCUGGUUUUUCUGAUGAUUAUGGCGAUGAUGAUGAUGAGUGUAGAUGUGUAGGCAAAGUUUGCAUGGUGGAUGUGAUUUGCUAUCUUUGCAAAGAUGAAAAUUUGGUGUCUCCUUCUGUUGCUUUGAAGGAGCCUGUUUCUGUGCUUUUACCUAAGAUUCCUGGCCUUGUUAUGCAUGUGGAACCAUCUUGCAGCUUGUUAGAAGCAAUUGAUCUUAUACUCCAAGGAGCUCAAAACCUUGUGGUACCAAUCAAAACCAAGCUCAGCAACAAGAGAAAACAAUACCAGAAGCCUUCACCAACUGUUACUAUCCACAAAGGCCGUGAAUUCUGCUGGCUAACUCAAGAAGAUGUGAUCAGAUUCCUACUCAGCUCUAUUGGCCUAUUUUCACCAAUCCCUGCCUUCUCCAUUGACAAUUUUGGCAUCAUUACUCCUGAAAUCCUCACCAUUGAGUACCACUCCCCUGCCUCUGCAGCCAUAGGAGCCAUUUCUCGUGCCCUGGUGGACCAAACUUCGGUGGCUGUUGUUGAUAGUGAAGGAACUUUGAUUGGAGAAAUUUCUCCCUUCAACUUGGCCUGCUGCGACGAGACAGUCGCCGCAGCACUCAAGACCUUGUCAUCUGGGGAUUUAAUGGCCUACAUUGACUGCGGAGGUCCCCCAGAAGACCUUGUCCGGGUUGUAUCAGCAAGGUUGAAGGAGAGAAACUUGAAUGGAAUGCUGGAACAUUUCACAAUGUCUAUGUCUUCCUGUGGAUUCUCAUCUGCAUCUUCAUCUGAUGAGGAAUCCAUGACAACUCCAAUGUCACCAUUGCCAAGAUCAGGAAGGCAUAGUAAGUCAAUGAGUUAUUCAGCCAGGAUGGUGAGAAGAGCUGAGGCAAUUGUUUGCCAUCCCAAGAGUUCACUAAUUGCAGUGAUGAUCCAAGCAAUUGCUCACAGGGUGAACUAUGUUUGGGUUAUUGAGGAUGAUUGUAGCUUGGUUGGAAUUGUCACAUUUACUGACAUGUUAAAAGUUUUCAGGGAACAUAUGGAAACCAUGGCCUGACAAGAUGAGAAGCUUUUGUUUAAAAGUUUUUGCUAAUCAUCUGCUAGGCUUUGUUGAUGCUAACAAUGCUUAGAAAGCUGAGGCUGGUAGAGGAAGAAUAAAAAAUUUGGGAAAGUUGUGUGAAUAUGGAACAUUUUCUUUCUUAUUUUGUUUUCUUCUGUCAUUUGACAUGAGAAGUUUGGUAUCUGAUUGUAUGAAUUUGCAAGCCUUCUUUAUAUUUUCUUUCCUAUCUUAUCCUGUCUUUUAAUUGAAGAUUAUGUGAAAAAAAGCGGAUGAUCUCCGCCUUUCUUUCAUGAUUCUGAUUAUAAGAUUCUUCUCGUGCGCCGAAUGCUUAAUUUUAAUGAUCAGCUUCAAUCUUGAUAAUCUCAAAUAUAAAAACAAAAAUCUUCUCGUGUGUUUGAAAGGUAGUUCUUGUAGGUCAAUGAUCUUAAGGAAUUGAAAACCAGCUAGUUGAAAAAAGUGAACCAUAACAUGUGGACACAAAUGCAAAUGGACUUGUUUAUCAGUUUCACAUCUUAAAGACUUGGUGGGGGAGCUAUUUCAAUUCUUCGUGAUGACAGCUCAUGAUCUUGCCUGCAGUUACAAAAGUAUGUAUAUGAAUAUAUCAACUGACCUCACACUUUAAGAAGCAGCUUGAGCUUGCAGAUUGUGGGCAUGGCAUGGAUUCAGUUUAAACUUCAAAGUUCAAACAGCUGAGAUAUGUCAAUGUUUUUCCAAGCAGUGUUUUGAUGGCAGGAAAGUGGAAAAGGGCAUAUCCCAUUAAAUUGUGGGGCUGGCAUUUGUAGCAGAAGAGGGGAUCCAAAUAAAGCUUUUUAAUGAUGAAAGUUUCCCACCAGCCAUUGGUUGUGCUAGUUCAGAUCCAACCUGCUAAUCAAAAGCUCAAAAAAGAGAAGAUAUGUAGGGUAAUCUCUUUUUUUGAUCUUAUCAGUAUAAUAUUUUGGCACCAACUAAUACGAAGUCAGCACAAUUUGAUUAUUUUUUGUUGUUUCAACCAGUAUUAUAUUUACU